UUCCCCUCCCUGCGUCCAGACAGGGCCAGCGGCUGAGCUGAGAACCCAGCUUCCAGCCCCGAGCGACCAGCUCAGCAUGGUGCUAACUCUCCUACUGCCUCUGCUGGCCUCUCUCCAGAUGCUCCCCAGGCCGGUGUCCCCUCAAGUCCCCGACCUGGCUCCCCAGCUCACCGUGUCCCCAGAGCAUCUUGUCUAUAUAACUGGAGAAGCUGUGACCCUGACGUGCUCAGUGUCCAGGACGUCCAUUGUGUCCGGGGUCCGGUUCUUCAGAGAUGAUCAGGAAAUUCAACGGGAGGAACUCCCCUCACCCCAGUACAGUUACACCACUUCUAUUCAGCUUUCGGGAGUGUCUGGAUUGCGAGCUGAAGUGUACAGCUGUGAAUCCUGGAAGACAGAGUCUGGGCGAGAAAUCGCAUCGGAGAGGAGCCAACCUAUCUCCAUAGCAUUGACAGACCCCCUCCCGGCUCCCCAGCUCACCGUGUCCCCGCAGCAGCCUGUCUACAUAACUGGAGAAGCUGUGACCCUGACGUGCUCAGUGUCUAGGACGUCCAUUGUGUCCGGGGUCCGGUUCUUCAGAGAUGAUCAGGAAAUUCAACGGGAGGAACUCCCCUCACCCCAGUACAGUUACACCACUUCUAUUCAGCUUUCGGGAGUGUCUGGAUUGCGAGCUGAAGUGUACACCUGUGAAUACUGGAAGACAGAGUCUGGGCGAGAAAUCACAUCGGAGAGGAGCCAACCUAUCUCCAUAGCAUUGACAGACCCCGUCCCAUCUCCUCAGCUCACCAUGUCCCCAAAGCAGCCUGUCUACGUAACCAGAGAAGAUGUGACCCUGACGUGCUCAGCUACAGGGGCGCCCACCGUGUCCGGGGUCAAGUUCUUCAGAGACAAGCAGGAAAUCCAAUCCAAGAAACUCCCCUCACCUCAGUACAGAUACACCGACUCUAUUAAGCUGUCACGGGUGUCUAAAGCGGAAGCCGGCGUGUACAGCUGUGAAUCCUGGAAGACAGAGUCUGGGCGAGAAAUCGCAUCGGAGAGGAGCCAAUCGAUCUCCAUAGCAGUGACAGACCCCCUCCCAGCUCCCCAUCUCACCAAGUCCCCACAGCAGCCUGUCUACAUAACUGGAGAAGCUGUGACCCUGACGUGCUCAGCUGCCAGGGCACCGACCGUGUUUAGGGUCCGUUUCUUCAGAGACUACCAGAUAAUCCACUUCAAGGAACUACCCUCACCUCAGUACAGUUACACUGACUUUAUUGGAUUGUCGGGGGAGUCUGGAUUGCGAGCUGGAAAGUACAGCUGUGAAUUCUGGCAGACAGUGUCUGGGCGAGAAAUCCCAUCGAAGAGGAGCCAAACCAUCUCCAUCUCAGUGACAGAUCCCCCUCCCCAGCCUUUGUUGAGCAUGGAUCCCCCAUCUGGAGUGGUGAGCGAAGGGCUCCCCCUGCACAUCACCUGCACGGCCCCCUGGGAUGCUGGUCAGCGGAGGUUUCACUUCUACAAGGACAGUGUCAAUCUCGUUCCUGGGGAUGCAGGGUCUGACGUCAGCACCACAGAGUCUGGCACCAACUCUGUGAACAUCUCUGUGCUCAGCAUCCCUCAGGCUGGUCCCAACAACACUGGGGAAUUUACUUGCGGGUACGAGAAGAAUGUGGAUGGGAGGUGGAUCCCAUCUCCCAGGAGCCGGGCCGUGACUGUCACUGUGACAGCAUUAACAGCCUCACACUAUACCCGUGAUAUUCUGCUGAGAACUGGUGGUGUCUUGCUUCUGGGUGGAGCCCUGGCUGCUCUCAUCUGCUAUUGCCAUAGGAAGAAAAGAGUUCCAAAGCCUCUGAGAAGCACCAAGGGAUCUGAGCCCAGAGAACACACCAGGAACCUGGAUCCUGGUUGCGAUAAUAAGGGAUCAAAAGCCACAGGUGCCGGAGGAGAGCGGAUGGAACAGGGCUCAGAAGUCGCCUACGUGCUCAUAGAAUUCCCGGCCUCACAGGCCCACAGGACCCAGAAGACAAAAAAACCAAAACCUGCUGAAGCUGAGCAUGUGCUGUAUAGCGAGGUGGUGACAACGCCCACCUGGAAGGCAACUAAAUAAGGAGGGGAAACCCUCUGUAUGUCUCUCUGCAUCUUCUCCCCCUCCUCCAGGCAUCCAUAUCCUUAACCCUUUAUGCCCCAAGAGGCCUUUUAUGCCUCUUGGGGAUGGGCACACCCAAAACACCAUUGAUAGAAUAUUUAGCCAACCAGCAUCUUGUCAGGUAUCAUGUAAAAACUGGUAACCCAUUGGUCAUGAACACCACUGUGUGGUGUAUGCGCAGAUUGUGUAGAAAGAGUUAUGUCUGUAUGCUGGAAAUAUGCUCUGGAGGUAGUUGAUAAAGAAGCCGGCCCUAGACAAAGGAAUGUGGAUUCAUGCGUCUGCGUGAAUCAGGAUAACUGGCGGAUGAGAAAAACAGCCUGGCUUGCGUGCUGCUGGCCGGUCUGUGCCCACUCUUACCCAGGCUGCAGGCAUUAGCUGAGAACUUACAACCUCACAGCUGGAGACCAGACCAGGUCACCUGUGUGUUAGAUUUGCUCUAAAGAGGUAUUAGUCUUAUAAGAAUGUCUUUCAUGUUUAGACUCUCUGAAUUGCUUGUAUGUUGCUGCCUGCAUUAAUCUCACUGAUAACAUCAAUAUCCCGUGUUAUAAGUGUUUGCUCUGAAACUGUAAACGCCCACAGUGCAGAGAGAAACAAGACCAAGUGUGAAAUACGAGUUUGCCACAAGAGGGGUUAUUUCCUGCCCAGCAAAAGCAGACACCUGACAAACCAUUGUGGGACAUCAGAGGACAAAACCCUUUGUUGAUUGCGUCUCCCCAUCCAUAUAGAGGCAACGUGGAUGGGAACUUGUCCCCUGCUCUUGAACUCUGGGGGAAGGGAAUAAAAAUCCCUAAGAAGAAAUUGCGUCAUUUUGGCUGUCUGAACUCAGAAGGGCCAGAGACUCUGAACUGUAGCCAGAGAUCUCCAGGGGCUGCCUCUGAUGUCUGUCCUGAAAGACUCUUUGAAUUCACAGAUCACUAAAAAUCUAUCACUCUUCAGAUUUACAUGGUGACUCAUUGGCGUGUGUCUAUUUGAUUGCUUUUACCUGCAGGUAACUCUCUUAUUCCUUUUUCCUA
Mauremys reevesii (Reeves's turtle) is the source of this 3132-nucleotide messenger RNA. RefSeq names its product alpha-1B-glycoprotein-like. Gene Ontology annotation, biological process: cell surface receptor signaling pathway. Lineage: Eukaryota; Metazoa; Chordata; Testudines; Geoemydidae. The transcript has 10 exons. The coding region runs from base 77 to 2080 and encodes 667 amino acids. The record is from RefSeq and is a predicted model, not a curated record. Gene Ontology annotation, molecular function: transmembrane signaling receptor activity.